This is a messenger RNA of Monopterus albus (swamp eel), 1285 nucleotides long. RefSeq names its product N-alpha-acetyltransferase 30, NatC catalytic subunit (gene naa30). Lineage: Eukaryota; Metazoa; Chordata; Actinopteri; Synbranchiformes; Synbranchidae. The coding region runs from base 1 to 678 and encodes 225 amino acids. Gene Ontology annotation, cellular component: NatC complex. Gene Ontology annotation, molecular function: protein-N-terminal amino-acid acetyltransferase activity. The record is from RefSeq and is a predicted model, not a curated record. The transcript is spliced from 5 exons. Gene Ontology annotation, biological process: N-terminal peptidyl-methionine acetylation.
AUGGCCACAGUGCCGCCUGGGCCUAGUAGCGCACUGCCUGUAUCCCCGGCUGAAAUUCCUCCUUUCCCCGGGUGUGGGAGCGUGGAGCCGUCGGGGGAAGACGGGGGACCAGACUGCCACGAGGAGGACGGUGUACCUGCCACCCCGCAGCCCCCGCCAGUGGCGGAGCUGGCCCGACUAGACCUGAGCAGCUCCCACGGCCGAGCGGAAGAGGAGAGCCAUGGCAUCCGAUAUGUUCGCUACGAGUCUGAGCUGCAGAUGCCAUGGAUCAUGAGACUGAUCACCAAGGACUUGUCUGAGCCUUAUUCAAUUUAUACAUACAGGUACUUCAUCCACAACUGGCCGCAGCUUUGCUUUCUGGCCAUGGUGGAACAAGAGUGUGUCGGAGCCAUUGUAUGUAAGCUUGACAUGCACAAGAAGAUGUUUCGUCGUGGCUACAUCGCCAUGCUGGCUGUAGACUCAAAACACAGAAGGAAGAGCAUUGGUACUAAUCUGGUGAAAAAGGCCAUAUAUGCCAUGGUGGAGGGUGACUGUGAUGAGGUUGUAUUGGAGACUGAGAUCACCAACAAAUCAGCGCUGAAGCUGUAUGAGAACUUGGGUUUUGUCAGAGACAAGCGGCUGUUCAGAUACUACCUAAAUGGAGUGGACGCGCUGCGGCUCAAACUUUGGCUCCGCUAGAGGAAAGAAGAGGGGACGGGGGAGGGCGGGAAAGCGGGUGCUGUUUUUCUUGAACACUGUCAGCUGGACAGCCACAGCUCUGCCCUGGUCAUUUCACUCUUACAUACACACAGUACACAGAUAUUCACAUAAAGAGUAUGCACAUAGGUAUGCAUAGAAAUGAAAACACACCUUUUUGUCCUUGACCUCUGAACAACUGUUGUUUAGGCAGAAACGGACUGAAAUCCCACGUGAUGUUUUCAUGAAGGGGCCCCUGAUACUUUCUGUGAUGGGGAAGGGGCAAGUGAGGGUGGUCUCUGGGAUGACCUUGACUCGGGACUAGACGACUUUUUGACCAUCAAGCUCUGAUGCUGCAUCACCCGGGACGUGAGGUGUGAGGCAGCUCAGGUGAGGACGUGCGUCCAAAGCCAAGAGGACACAGCACCACACCAAAUCCUCCUGCAGAACAAAACGAGAGUAAGGCAACACCACCCAAAACAAAGAAGAGGAGCGGUAAAAUGAGACUGAGCAGAAAAUAUUUGUGGAGUUUAUUUUUCUUUUUUAACCUUGACAGUUGGACAAUGGAUGGAAAAAGCUAAAAGCUAUAGUAUGACUGCGUUUGUACAGC